Messenger RNA from Cyclocybe aegerita, 1077 nucleotides. The record is from the annotation of a GenBank genome assembly. NCBI's taxonomy places the organism in Eukaryota, Fungi, Basidiomycota, Agaricomycetes, Agaricales, Hemipholiotaceae.
AUGGGCCUCAUAUGUCACGGUCUCCUGGGCACCUCUUAUCAGUCCAAUUUUCUUAUUUGCUCACACGAAGAGAUAUGGGUCUUUCUACAGCCUCUACUCCUUCGUAGGGGAUAUCAACUACGACCACGUUACGACCCCAAUUGGAGGCCUUCCUGGACGCGGCAAUUCUCUCUGUUUGGACCAGCCACAGCAUUUGAGGACGGACAGGUGUUAACAAAGCCAUGCACAAUUGAUGCUAUAAGGAUCAAGGAUGGCAUGAAGGUGGUUAUGAAAAUAGUCUCUACAUCAUCCAACGAAAUUCCUAUUAUCCGAUAUCUCAAUUCUGGCGCGUUGCGCUCGGAUCCUCGAAAUAAAACGGUUCCACUGCUUGACGUCAUCCUGUUUCCCCAUACAGAUGAGAAAGCAUUAAUCGUUAUGCCCAUGCUCUUGCAAUUUAAUGCUAUACUGUUUCGUUACAUGAACGAACUGUGCCAAUCUAUGGAACAAUUCUUUGUGGGACUCGCCUUCAUGCACGAGCACAAUAUUGCUCACAGAGAUGCUUGUUAUCGCAAUCUCAUGAUGGAUGUCACCCAUGUCUUACCACAUGGAUACCAUUUCGCUUGCUGGGAUACGGAAGACGGGCUCUAUAAACGCGUUCGACCAUUGGAAAGGCGAUCUGUUUCUCCACCGGACUACUUCAUCAUCGAUUUUGGCUUGUCCUCUCAAUUUCCUCCAGGUGUCACCGGCGUAAAACUUCGCGGUCUGUUCGGGCAAGACAGAACCGUUCCAGAGGGACUGACCGGUGAAAUGUACGACCCGUUUAAAUACGACGUAUAUCAACUCGGGAACGUUCUUGCUCGACUGGUUGGGAUGUACGAGGGAUUGACUAUCUUCAAGCCACUAACCGACGUGAUGACUCAUCGGAACCCGGAAGAACGGCCUUCUGCUGCAGAGGCCCACAGAAUGCUCGUCGAAAUUGUCGCGUCUUUGGCUCCAGAUCAGCUUGACCAACGAAUCUGGCAUAGGCGGACACCACCGGAUCUACGAUAUCGCAUUGAAUUUUGCGGUGAAAACCCUGUCGAAGAGUAUUUUGAUUGA